Molecule: messenger RNA, 2682 nt
Organism: Beta vulgaris subsp. vulgaris (sugar beet)
Lineage: Eukaryota; Viridiplantae; Streptophyta; Magnoliopsida; Caryophyllales; Amaranthaceae
Product: protein arginine N-methyltransferase 1.5
Biological process (GO): regulation of DNA-templated transcription; peptidyl-arginine N-methylation
Cellular component (GO): cytosol; nucleus
Source: RefSeq, a predicted model, not a curated record
AACACGUGGUGAACUCCAAAACCCUAAAUUACGCUCACUCUCAAGUCUCAACUGUUUAACUCCUAACCCCUCCCAAAACCCUACUCCUCUUCCAACUUUACACUCUUUCCUCUUUCUUUCAUCAAUCAACUCAAGGAAGAAGAAGAUGCCGUUGGGUGACAGAGAUGGGGACAAAGAAUCCCGUUAUUGCGGAGUUGAAACUGAGUUCAGCAAUAACAUGCCUCAAUUGCUCGAUUUCAACAUUAAGGCUGGAUUUGACUUCGUUCUUGCUACUUUGGUUGAUCCUGAGUAUCGGCCAAGCCUAGAAAGUAUUAAUGGUAAGAGUUCCAGUGCCCUGCCAGUUGCUGGGUCAGACUUGGUUUUGAGCCCUGCUCAGUGGAGUAGUCAUGUUGUUGGUAAGAUCAGCUCAUGGAUUGACUUGGAUUCUGAUGAUGAAACACUAAGGAGAGAUUCUGAGAUCUGUCUCAACCAAGAACUAGCUUGGGCUUCUCAUCUCUCGCUACAGGCGUGCCUUCUUCCAGCUCCAAAGGGUCUAUCAAUUGCCAACUAUGCAAGAUGUGUAAAUCAGAUUGUACAAAGCUCAAACAACAUGCAGUUGUGGCUAAGGAUCCCUUUAAGAAAGCAUGAGGAUGGUGACCUUAUGGAUGAUCAACCAUUGGGUGGAGAUCCUAUUGAUUCUUGGGAGACUUGGAAUUCAUUUCGUCAGCUAUGUGAGCACAGCAGCCAACUCUCUGUUGCACUUGAUGUCCUGGGUUCACUUCCUUCUACAAAUUCUUUGGGGCGCUGGCUUGGCGAGCCAGUACGAGCAGCAAUUAUUUUCACCAAUUCUUUUCUUACAAAUGCUCGUGGACAUCCUUGCUUAUCAAAGCGCCAUCAGAAGCUUCUCACUCUAUUCUUUAACCACUCAGUACAGGUAGUUAUUUCUGGAGGAUCAGCACAUUCUGUUCCUGUAAUAGCAUUGGAAUCAGCUACUAAUAAUGCUUCCAAUCACGUUGAUAGUGAUUUAGGGCAUCCUCUGAGAUCAUACUUGUACUAUAUUGGUUAUAUUUACCAAAAGAUGGAUCCGCUCCCUGAACAAGAGCUGUAUGAGCUUAGUUACAGAGACUUUUUGCAGAGUCCUUUGCAGCCUCUCAUGGAUAACUUGGAGGCACAAACAUACGAGACUUUUGAGAAGGAUACAGUUAAAUACCUUCAAUACCAAAGAGCGGUCAGUAAAGCUUUGCUGGAUAGGAUUCCUGAUGAAAAGGCAUCAAGUGUAACCACUGUCUUGAUGGUUGUUGGAGCUGGACGUGGGCCUCUUGUAAGAUCAUCUUUAGAGGCAGCUAAAGAAACAGGCAGGAAGUUAAAAGUUUAUGCUGUGGAGAAAAAUCCUAAUGCCGUAAUUACUCUUCAUAGCUUGAUCAAACUUGAAGGAUGGGAGAAUAUUGUUACCAUAGUAUCUAGUGACAUGCGUCAUUGGGAUGCCCCCGAAAAAGCUGACAUUUUGGUUAGUGAGCUGUUGGGGUCAUUUGGUGAUAAUGAACUUUCUCCUGAGUGUCUUGAUGGGGCUCAAAGAUUUUUGAAGCCAGAUGGCAUAUCUAUUCCAUCAUCGUACACGAGCUUUUUUCAACCCAUUACAAGCACGAAAUUGUAUAAUGAUGUUAAAGCACAUAGAGAUCUAGCGCACUUUGAAACUCCCUAUGUCGUAAAACUACACAAAGUAGCAAGGCUCACUCCGUGUCAGCCAGUCUUUACUUUUGUCCAUCCCGAUUGUUCUCCCAACAAAGACAAUCAACGAUAUACGAGGCUUAAGUUUGAAAUACCUUGUGAUACUGGGUCAACAUUGGUGCAUGGGUUUGCCGGGUACUCUUUGUAUUACACAUUUAUUGAACCAACAAUGCCAACACCGAACAUGUUCAGCUGGUUUCCUAUCUUCUUCCCAUUAAGGACGCCAGUGUGUGUGCGUCCAGGCAUCCCUCUAGAAGUCCAUAUCUGGCGAUGUUCUGCUUCUACAAAGGUUUGGUAUGAAUGGUGUGUUGCAUCGCCUUCUUCUACACCCAUUCAUAAUAGCAAAGGUCGUUCAUACUGGGUCGGCCUUUAAAUUGUCAAUGUACAUCUAACCUUCAGAAAGGCAUGUCAAUACCGGAGUUAUCGCCUUCAGGAGUGAACGUUGAUAACAGAUACUAUCUGAGCUAGAAGGCUGUGACUCGAAGCUUACCCAAGUCUUCCAUGGUGUAAGACCUAGUAGGUAAGCUUCAAGUGUUUGGCUUCAUUUAUACUGGAAGAAGCGAUCAUCUAAUCUAUCUGCAGUGAAAGAGAAGUAGAAAGGUUGAGAACUUUCGUCCCAUGUUUCUCAUCUGAGCAGGACACCUCUUAUUGCUGAAUACCAUUAGGAUCCUUUUGUUGGAUUUUCAUGAGCAGAGGAAGCUGUGGUUAUCAUAGUAUUGCUUGGGACUUUUUUGAGUUCUUGUAGUAUAUUAUUCUUCUAUGAUAGCGUAUGAAACGAUUAUAUAUCUUUCUAAAUCCUUUUAAGCAGCAUUUCAUCCCCUUUUUUUGCUGUUGCAAGAUUUCAUCUCAUUUCAAGGUACAAUAGUGUAAAGCAAUUUGGGCCAUCUCUGUUAAUUUCUUUAAAUUUGCAUAAUUAUAAUUGAUCAUGUUAUGUAAUAGUAGACAUUAUCUCUAUCAAAUCUCCUUUUAAAUUUU